AUGAUCUCCUCCAAGCCUCGCAAUGCGCCGUCAGCGUACCCUUUUCCAUUGACAUAUCUCGUCCUGAGCGUCUCCUUCGUCUUCUCGGCAAUCGCAACAGGCCUGCUGGGUUAUUUCAUCUACUAUCUCAACAUGGAUUCAAUGCCUGUUCCCUUCGAGUUCAUUCUACUCAUCACCACAUCCACGCUCUCCCUCUGCGCCUAUCUCUGGGCCAGCUUCACGCACCUCUUCCGCACCAUGACCCCCAAGAUCUCCCUCGCGACCAACACGCUCCUCCUCCUCCUCUGGAUAAUCAGCACGGCCCUCAUCUCCCGCAAGAUCAGCCACAUGGUGCUGACCAACUCCUGCUCCCUCUCCAUGUGGCGCACCGACAUGGGCGUCAUGGUGUGCCGCAUCUACAAGGCUCUUUUCGCCUUCAUCAUCCUGGCUGCGGCCUCCGUCGCCGCCACGGUAGCGUUGGACGUCCACGUCUUGCGCGAGAUGACGAGUCGCGGCGCCUACCGAGAGAUGAAGGACCAGCAGGAAGCCACGACGAAGGCGGCGUGGGGUGGCGUGCAACGCGCUGCGGAGCCAUCGCCCGCGUUGGACGGGUAUAGAAGGGGUUUCAGCAUUGAGAUGAAGGACAGUCCGGAGUUGGGGUCGGACAUGGGAGACGGGGCGCGCUUGGUUGCGCGGUCGCCGGACCCAGGAUAUACGCCGCAACAGACGCCAAAGCUGUAG
Molecule: messenger RNA, 720 nt
Organism: Cyphellophora europaea CBS 101466
Lineage: Eukaryota; Fungi; Ascomycota; Eurotiomycetes; Chaetothyriales; Cyphellophoraceae
Exons: 2
Coding region: 1-720 (239 amino acids)
Source: RefSeq, a predicted model, not a curated record